Gossypium arboreum is the source of this 1896-nucleotide messenger RNA. RefSeq names its product dolichyl-diphosphooligosaccharide--protein glycosyltransferase subunit 1B-like. The record is from RefSeq and is a predicted model, not a curated record. The transcript has 8 exons. NCBI's taxonomy places the organism in Eukaryota, Viridiplantae, Streptophyta, Magnoliopsida, Malvales, Malvaceae. The coding region runs from base 168 to 1574 and encodes 468 amino acids. Gene Ontology annotation, cellular component: oligosaccharyltransferase complex; membrane.
AAGAAAAGAAAAAGGUUAACCCAAACCAUGAAAAGAAGCCCAUAAAGCUGACCCAACGAACAAUACCUCUGUCCCUCUCUCUCUCACUCUUGAGUCUUUGUACUGAAGUCCUCCUUCGAUCUUAGCCUAAAGCCGAGGACAGUGUUACAAGUCUCUCGUCAACAGCAAUGGAGGCUUGGAUCAGAGCUAGAGUAACCUUAGCUCUCACUUUAUUCGCUCUUUUAUUCUUCGUCUCCAGAUCUUCUCCUCCACUUCAAUUUGUAAUCUCCAACGCCGAGCGUAGAAUUGACUUGAGCUCCCACAUUAUUAAUGUUCACUUGACUUUGAAGGUCGAGAAUACUGGUACUAGACCUGCUUCAGAAGUUGUUCUUGCUUUGACCCCCACUGAAGUUGACCAUCUAGCAAUGGUUGAUGCAUUAGCAAUUAAAGGAAAGCGGAAGAAGACUACUUCAGUUCGUCUUGAAGUAAAACCAACUGAACUGCCUGAUGCACCACCUAUUGACGCUAAAUAUUUUACUAUUUAUUUGGCUGAUCCAUUAAAUUCAGGAGAAAGCACAACGCUGGAAGUGUUGUACGUGUUCACGCACUUCCUAGAGCCUUUUCCAGCAGAGAUAGCCCAAUCAGAAUCUCAGUUAGUAUUUUAUCAUGAUACUGCAUUAAUAUUGUCGCCGUAUCAUAUUAAGCAACAAACAACUUUUAUUAAGACACCAAGUACCAAGGUCGAAUCGUUCAUAAGGGUGGAACCUACAAAGCGUGUCGGCACUGAAAUAAAGUAUGGGCCAUAUGAGGACUGUCCUCCAUACUCUAUUUCUCCAAUUCAUGUACACUUUGAGAAUAAUAGCCCAUUUGCUGUCGUUGAAGAGCUUGUUCAGGAAAUCGAAAUAUCACAUUGGGGCAACAUUCAGGUCACAGGGCAUUACACGUUAGUUCAUGCAGGUGCCCGUCACAAAGGUGUUUUUUCAAGGGUUGAUUACCAAUCAAGGCAAUUUUCUAAUGGUGCAUCUUCAUUUAGAUACCUUCUGGCAAGAUUACCAGCUAGGGUUCAUUCUGUCUACUACCGGGAUGAAAUAGGAAACAUCUCAUCCUCACAUCUGCGUACAAAUUCUUUGAAGUCGGAGCUGGAAAUUGAGCCACGUUAUCCUUUAUUUGGAGGUUGGAAAGCAACUUUUGUUAUUGGUUAUGGGCUACCAUUACAAGAUUUUCUUUUCGAGUCAUCUGAUGACAAGCGUUACCUUAACUUUACCUUUGGAUGCCCCCUUAUUGGGAUGGUGGUUGACAAGUUAACCAUAAAAGUUGUGCUACCCGAGGGGUCAACAGACCCUUCCCCCGUGGUUCCCUUCCCUGUGGAGCAUCGUCUUGAGGCUAAAUAUUCUUCUCUUGAUGUUAUUGGAAGGACUGUGGUGGUCUUGGAAAAGAAAAAUUUUGUUCCCAUGCAUAACUCUCAUUUCCAGGUUUACUACACCUUCAACCCAAUCUUCAUGCUUGCCGAGCCUCUGAUGUUGGCAUCCGCAUUCUUCAUGUUUUUCGUGGCUUGUGUUGCUUACAUACACAUCGAUCUUUCCAUACGUAAGUGAGCUUUGCUGUAAUCACAACGGUAAGUUAGCAGAUAGUUCCGAAUCUUCUCUCUUAAGCCUGCAGUAAAGCUGCUUUACCAGGUUAGAGCAGACCCCAACUCCGUAAAUAGGAAUUUCUUAGCAACUAUUUUGCAUGCUAAAGUUCCGAAAUUUUUUCCGAUGAAAUUAGUAGUUUUUUUUUUUUUUAAAUAUCGUAAUUUACAAUGAAAUAAUUAUUUCAUUAUAUUUUGUCAUUUUUGUUGGCAAAAACUAUCCCUUUCCAUAGGAAGAAUAAUGAGAUGAAUAAUUACAAUGGCUUCCUUUGGAUGCCCGUUUGAUCUCA